Molecule: messenger RNA, 2495 nt
Organism: Xenopus laevis (African clawed frog)
Lineage: Eukaryota; Metazoa; Chordata; Amphibia; Anura; Pipidae
Gene: grxcr2.L
Product: glutaredoxin, cysteine rich 2 L homeolog
Exons: 3
Coding region: 99-803 (234 amino acids)
Biological process (GO): sensory perception of sound
Cellular component (GO): microvillus; stereocilium base; stereocilium shaft
Source: RefSeq, a predicted model, not a curated record
UAAAGAGAGCACUGGAAAGUUUAUUCUACAAGAUGCAGGCACACAGCUUCACAGUAAAACAAAAUUAAUGAUAAAGAAACCCUUUCAGCUCACCGUUCAUGGAGGAACUUCAGAGAAAAUUAAGCCAACGACAUGAAGAGAGGCCUCGUAAAGUGAGGUUUAAAAUAUCGUCAGCGUACAGCGGAAGGGUUUUGAAGCAGGUGUUUGAAGAUGGCCAUGAACUGGAGUCUCCGGAUGAAGAAUAUCCACAUAGCUUUGUACAUGAAAGUUUUGAACACUCUGAGCAAUAUUACAGCUCAGGAGAGGUCCAUCCACGGUUCUAUCCAACUACCCAUCUGACAGCCAAAAGAAUAAGUGUUUUCAGAGACGGUACUACUUAUAGAUUAUCAGGUGACUCAAUCUUGUCGGAUGGCCAUGGAAUUAACCAGACUAGUGAUGUGAUAGACUUCAGCACGAUCAUAAUCUAUACCAAUAAUUUAAAGAUUAUACGUACUCCAGUGGACAAAAGGGGUUCCCCUGAAAGCCAGAACCGCCUCUACAAAGGCAGGAGACAAAUGAAUGAAGAGGAACCACCCUCUACAUUAACAGAAGGACACAAACACCCCGAAGAGCAAAAUAUACAGGAAGAUGACGAGAGCUGUCAGUGUCCCCAGUGCAGAGGAUCUGGCUGCACUCCGUGUUCUUUGUGCCAUGGGAGCAAGUUUUCCAUGUUGGCAAACCGCUUUAAAGAGUCUUAUAAGUCCUUGCGAUGCCCUGCUUGUGAUGAGAAAGGACGCCAGCCAUGCCAGAUAUGCUGUCACUAACACUCUAAAACAUUCCUUUGUUUCCUAUCUAUACAUUUAUACUCAAGAUGAUAAUGUUUAAAUACAACCUCUAGGUUCUAUAUGAGUGCAAUACAGAGAUACCAUACAAAUACAGAUAGACACUAUGGAACACGGCAUUUAAGGUCAAACAGAAUUCAAGAGCAGAAAGAUGGUGCCUUGGUUGAUCAGUAAAUGCAGUUAAUGAUAAGAGUUAAAGGAGAACUAAACCCCCUAAAAGAGAAAGCCCCAUCUACUACCCUACCCAUUGUCCCCAAUCCUGCUUCCUCCCUGCAUAGUCCAUUACUGCAAAAAGUGUCCCUGAAUGUCACACUCCUAAUUCGGCAUCUUUCUUCGGAAAGGGGAUGCUGACACUGAGCUAUUUGGCCCAUGUGCAGUUGGAGCAGUCUAGUAUUUAGAGGAUCCGAUGAUGCGGAAGAUGAUGUCCAUGAGCUUCGCUGUGCUACUUUGGAUGGGACACAUUUUGCAGUUAUGGACUAUGGGCCUUUUCUCUUUAGGGGGGUUUGUUCUCCUUUAAGAAUUUCAGUACUACUGGUAGGUUUGCCACCUCACCCCUUGAAUACCGGCCACAUACUGAAACCACAUCCUGCAUAACUAAUUAGUAGAUGCAAGCUGCAUGGCUGCACAUAAAUCAGUUUGGUCUGCAGCAUGCAUCUAAAUGAAUCGCUUAUUAGCCAUGCAGGAUGUGAAUUCAUUAUGUGACCGGUAUUAAAGGAGUUUGGAGGCAACCCUAACUACUGGUUGGAGAUCAAUGCAAUGAAAAGCUCACCAUAUUGCACCAAAACUGUUAUUUAAAUAAGUACAAACACCCAACACACCAACGUGGAUACAAAAGUAAGGUCCAUUUGGUAAACUUGCACAAGUUGAGAUGGAAAUGGAUGGAAAUUUCCACGAUUUGAGUUUAAAUGGCGUAGUAUUGUGUGAUUCACUUGGCACAAUAAGUAGCUAUUGGCAUUACUACAUAUUAUGAAUGAUGUUGAUGCACGUGCAAUUUUGCGUCCAUUUUAUCAAGCCACACUUGCAGUUGUGUUUGUCAACGAACCCUUGUAUGUUGUGCAUGAAACAUAUUUGUACAAAAAUUAUUACUGCAGAAUAGCUAUGAAAUAAAAGCAUAGAACAGACUCUUACCUAGGUAGAAUUAGCUGGCCAUGUAGUGUAGGCAGAUCAUAUGCAGAGAAGGAUAGUCUGUGAGCAGUAAUAUGUGCCCACAUUAUUUACUGCCUAUUUAAGGGAAUAUCAAUAAUGGGAAGAGUGGUUUGCCUCAAACAGCAAAUAAUUUAACUCUCUUGGUGUGCAUACUGCAGUACUUCUUCCCAAGCAAUGCACAUGCCAAUACAAGAGCUUAGCAUUGGCACUGCGGAAUCAUUUUAUUGCUAGUGUGACAAGUGUCACUUGAUAAAGGCUUUAUCGCUUUUAAAACACGUCGUGUGAGCAAUAAAGUAACUCAGCAGUUCAGCUCUGCUUUUGCAUUGUGCUCCGUUCUUUAUCUCUAGUAUUUAAGGAAGUAAAAAUGCAAGAUAAACCCUACUUAUAUCAGUCAGCUAAUUAGACAAACAGUGGAAAGCAACUCGUUGUUACCCUAAACAGCUGCCUAAUGUGUCAUUACUCACUUCUCUUUUUCCCUGGACAUGUGUAAAUUUGAUUGGUUACUGAUAUAAAGUGGUACCAAACGAA